Caretta caretta (loggerhead turtle) is the source of this 3721-nucleotide messenger RNA. RefSeq names its product RAB27A, member RAS oncogene family (gene RAB27A). The record is from RefSeq and is a predicted model, not a curated record. Gene Ontology annotation, molecular function: GTP binding; GTPase activity. NCBI's taxonomy places the organism in Eukaryota, Metazoa, Chordata, Testudines, Cheloniidae.
GGCCGAGCUCCGCUCAGUACUUACCGCCCGAGUGUGACUAGGGCGCCCUCCGCCAGGGGUGCCGGCCCGGCCCGGCGGGGAGGGGCAGUGACCGCCCCCCGCUCCGGCUUACGGGAAGUGAUGUCGCCUUGACGGAAAACACACGCUCGCCGCCUAAAAAAGGGCAGGGGCCAGAGGGACUCGGUGCUGGCUGGAGCAGAGUGGGGAGCUGCCGCCAGUUCUGCUGUGAACUUUUAAAGGCUUCUGUCCUGCAAGCAUUAUAAAUUAUGUUUGCAGAUGAGGAAGCAGAGGGAAGUGAUUCAGGAAGGAGCUGAGAAUAGGACCUACCUGUCCUGCCUUCAGGUGAAGUCAGUAGGAAUGCAGAAUGGAGCCUAGGAGUCUCUGCAGUACUGAUGAAGAGCUGGCAAGGAGAGCUAAUAUUUGGCUAUUUUGUGGGGUUAAGGCUAAGUUGUAGAUAAAAACCAACUUUUUUUGCGUGGAUGUGGUGUUCAAGAGAUCCAAACUGCAUCAGCACUGGGAAACUUGUAAUUAAAGUAGAUCUGGAAAACUACAGAUCUAUUUCCUGUUAGCCCCAGGUGGUCUACAAAGAUCUCACUAUGUCUGAUGGAGACUAUGAUUACCUCAUAAAAUUCCUAGCACUUGGUGACUCUGGAGUAGGAAAGACCAGCAUCCUUUACCAGUACACAGAUGGCAAAUUUAAUUCCAGAUUUAUCACAACAGUGGGUAUUGACUUUCGGGAAAAGAGAGUGAUGUAUAGAUCCAACGGGCCAGAUGGCGUUAGUGGCAGAGGACAGAGGAUACAUCUGCAACUGUGGGACACUGCAGGGCAGGAAAGGUUUCGUAGCUUGACAACAGCUUUCUUCAGAGAUGCUAUGGGCUUUCUUCUCCUCUUCGAUCUGACAAAUGAGCAAAGCUUUCUCAAUGUCAGAAACUGGAUAAGCCAGCUACAAAUGCAUGCGUAUUGUGAAAACCCUGAUAUUGUAUUAUGUGGAAACAAAAGUGAUAUGGAAGACCAGAGAAUGGUGAAAGAAGAGGAGGCAAAGGAACUUGCGGAAAAAUAUGGGAUACCAUAUUUUGAAACAAGUGCAGCUAAUGGAACUAAUGUGACCAAGGCAGUUGAAACUCUGCUUGACCUUAUCAUGAAGCGCAUGGAACGGUGCGUGGACAAGUCAUGGAUACCCGAGGGGGUAGUACGGUCCAAUGGACACAGCUCUACUGAGCAGCUACAUGAGGAGAAAGAUAAAGGCAAAUGUGGCUGUUGAGAAACCAACUUCAUUGCAACAAUUAAAUUAACAUAUUUAUGUUGAAGUAUAGUACAGUUGUAGCUUAAUGGAUUCAUUUAUGGACAGCUCUUACCAUAUGGAUAUAUAAUAACAAAGCUGUAUUAAUUAUUGGUAUUUGCUUUCUAACAACAUUAACCAUUGCUUGGCAAAUGUUUAAUUUAUUAGCAGUUAGCCAGACAUGUAUGUUUAGGUUUGGUGCAACAUUGGACACUCUCAACUUUCAGUAUCUUAGUCUGUAACAAUGGUAAACCAGUCAACUUAAGUCCUAUUUGAACAGAAAUGUUCCAUCAUUACAGCAAUAAUGAUAAACAGCAAACUGUAUGUGCUUUUCAAAAGCAGGCAAGUAAUUUUACCUUGUUUUUCAUGAAUUAUUAGUGUCUAAUCAUAGGAGCUAAAAUAGGGCUAUUUUUAUAUGGAAUAAAAAGCUGUCUAGAGAAAUGCCAAGAUGACACUUGUACAGCACUACUGCUAUGCCAUGCAGUCGUGAACUUGAUCUUCUAAACUCCAACUGUACUAUAGGAAAGGUUCAAUACAUUCUAAUAGAUCACCUAACGUGAAUUUCAAGAACGUGCUGAGGCAUAUACAUACCAAGGGCAGGUCUACACUUAAAAUGUACCAUUGGUGCAGCUGCACCACUCUACCACUUAAGUGAAGAUACUCCUACACCAAUGGGCAAGAGCUUUCCUGACGGCAUAGUUAAUCUAUCUCCCUGUGAGGCGGUAGCUAUGUCGACAGGAGAAGCUCUCCAAUUGACAUAGUGCUAUCUACACUGGGGGUUAGGUCGGUAUAACUGACUCACUCAGGCGUGGAUUUUUCAUACCCCGGAGCAAUGUAGUUAUACCAAUAUAGGUCUGUAAUGUAGAGGAGAUUGUAGAUGGGGUGUGUGUUUAUGAAUGCAUACGUUUUUAUAUACAAACUCUUUUAUGUUUUAACAGGAAUUUAGGGCAAGCUAAGUGCCAGCAAAAUUUCAUCAGAGCUAGUGCUUUGCACUGAAUUUGUUUGUACCAAGCGUACAUUUGGAACAUUUCUUCUUCAAAUUUGGACUGAAAAUUUAAAUAUUGGUCUUAUUCUGGUGAGCUAUAACUGCCUAAGAUAUCAAUGCUGUUUAAAUUAGUAUAUCCGUAAAUGUAUAAAGCUGGUUUUCUUCUGUUUAUCUCUGGGUCCUGUACAUCUUGUACAUGUUUUGUAUGUGUUUUGUUCAUUCCUUUUAGUCUCACCUAAAGUAGAAUUGAGGGAGUAUGUUUUGAUUAUGUAAAAGAAUACUCUUUCUGGUGUAUGAUCAUUUUUAUUUAUCCUCAGAUAUGAUAUAAGGAAUAAUCAGUAUUCUUUUACAUUUCUUUUCAGCCUGAUUAUGUGAUAUGCCUAAUAAACUGUUUUCUACUGUAGCAGGUUCAUAUAACUCUAAAAUAUUGCCAAGUAAAGUCUCAACAUGCCAAAUCCAGAGUCUUUUUAUAAACUUCUCAUAGCAAUUUGUUUACAGAACUCCAAAGCUACUGCUGCUUUUAGAAAUUAAAUAUUUAUUUAUUUAAAAGUGCUAGUUAUUUUGGCUACCACAUGCUCAGGCAAACUUCUACACUCAGAUGGCAGCAUGAGAUGUAAUGUAAUAUAUUUUUAAUUUAAAAAAAUUGAAUAUGUUAAAAGGACCAAAAAUGUGUACUAGAAAGGUAGCUGAGAAGAAAGUGAUAUCUUCACUGAAUUGAAUAGAAACUUUGUACAUUUUCGAUUGCUUUUUAGAAAUACAGAAAGUGUUAAAACUCACUGCUAGCUGUCAAAAAACAUUCCGUAAAGCAACGCGUUUGUUCUUUAACAAACACAAAAUGUAAAUAUUGGAUUUUUGUCACAGCCUACACAGGAUAUAUAACCUUGUGCAAUAUAAGUUGAAUGUGAAGGCACUAUGACAGAAGUUAUAUCAUUUUAUAUUGUAUGAAUUACUGUAUUUUCUGCUGUACCAUACCAAGAAUCAAAAUGCCUGUGGACCAGAGUUACUGUCGUCUAAUUCAUGAGUGCCUUUUGAAGUUGCUAUCGCCUGGGUGGCCAGUAGAGUAACUGUGGAACCCAACACAUUUCAGUGCACUUAAGUGUCUGGGUUUUUAAUGCAGAAAUGUAACCCCUCACUUUUCAGAGGGUUCCAAUGGAAUUUUUGCCACCUAUUAAUUUUAAUAGGAGUUGUGUGGCUAAAAUAAUUUCCAGUUCCUGAAAAAAGUAAGGAUAAGUGCAGCCAACUACUGAGUUUAAAUUACUACUGAGGUUACUUAAGUAUAUUUCCCUUUGAAUGCACAUGUUUAGAUUUUAUACUAAAUACUGUAAUUGCCAUAUUUUGUCCUAUAUUUGUAUGUAUCUAUUUUACAGUGCUGUAAAAUCAAAAAUCUAUCUUCAUGAAAUUGCUUUGAUGUAACGCCAUAAAUACAUACCUGUAUUAAAAAUCUAUUAUACCAAUA